AUGCCGGUGGAUAUGAAGGUGUAUGGGAGAAGGGCGUUGGAUGGCAAUGAUUUGAACUUCACGAGGCGGUUGUAUUCUCCGUUGAUUGAGAAGGCGGUUCAUAAGGAGCUCGUGAUUAAGUUCGGAGAUGGUAUCGAUUUGGAACAGCUCACCACCGAGCAGAUAGAGUACAAGCUCGAGAGGAUGGCCCACUAUCGUAGGGAUGUGAAGAUACCGUCGAUGACGACCCCUUUGCCGGAGCCGAAGACCUUGUGGGAGAUAGUGGACUUUGCGUUGGACAACCAGGCUUAUGCUUGUCAAGCUGUAUAUGAGCUUUUCGAGCAGUUGAAAGUACAGACAAAGUUCCCCCUGCUAAUUGUUUGCGACGAGUGGUGUGAGGCUUUCCCUGUGUCGCACUAUGUGUCUAUGAGGUAUGACAACACGAUCUACAACGGUUACAUUCCGGCUUACCAUCUUACGAUGUCUAGGCUGUUCUCGAAGUGGGACGGGGAAGAGUAUAAACGUGGUGUUAAACUGUAUGGGACAUCAUGGCGGUUUAGAAAUCGGAGAGACUAUCGACCAGAGUUGUGUGGGGUGAGGGACGAUGAAAUUAAAACAGUGCGCAACUUUAGCAAGCACGAAUUUGCGAAUUAUGUCGGCUAUUAUCGGCUGAUGAACAUCUUGUUCAACUUCCCCAGAGACAAACUCGAGUAUUUCUAUAUGCUUUCUCAAGGGAAUGGCUUCCAGGCUCGACGUUUGCUUAUCACGCUGUAUUGA
This is a messenger RNA of Perkinsus marinus ATCC 50983, 756 nucleotides long. RefSeq lists its product as hypothetical. The transcript has 10 exons. The record is from RefSeq and is a predicted model, not a curated record. Gene Ontology annotation, cellular component: mitochondrial small ribosomal subunit. Gene Ontology annotation, molecular function: structural constituent of ribosome. NCBI's taxonomy places the organism in Eukaryota, Perkinsozoa, Perkinsida, Perkinsidae. Bases 1 to 756 code for a protein of 251 amino acids.